Molecule: messenger RNA, 1282 nt
Organism: Spodoptera exigua (beet armyworm)
Lineage: Eukaryota; Metazoa; Arthropoda; Insecta; Lepidoptera; Noctuidae
Source: the annotation of a GenBank genome assembly
UUUUAAACGAAAAAAUAAAAUGUCGACGUAUUUAGAUUCUGUGACUAAAAAAUUUUCCGAAAACUUAAGCAAUGUGCUAAACGCCGGGGCCAUUCUUAUAACUUUCUUCGAAACGUGUCUCUUUCCGUUGGCUAUUUAUAAAUUGAUAGUGGUUGUGACUAAAUAUGGCAGUGUGUUUACUUGGUGGAGGCGGACUGAUGAUGCGAAGAAGUCGGUUAAAUCUCAGUUGAAGUAUAAAAUACAGUUACUUACGGUGGAGAAGUACGUUCUACCAGACUCUAAGAGAGUGGAGCAGAUUUCUCAUGUUAGUGUGAUAAUUGAAGAAGGGAAUGUCCAGUUAAGCUACUGUGGUCAAGAAUGCAGAAGGAUACCUCCAGCGUUACAGAAGAUGUAUGGAAACAAAGUAAAAUGUUUAGACCUAAGUUACAACUGUAUCGAAACUUUGAAAGGAUUGGAACAGUUCAGCCGGUUGGAGGAACUUAUAUUGGACAACAAUAAGCUGGGAGACGCUGUCUCAUUCCCAUACUUAUCCAAUUUAAAGACUCUAUCGCUCAACAAUAAUGAGAUAACGGAUCUAGAAGAGUUAGUAAACAAGAUAAGCAAGCACUUCCCAGCGCUGACAUACUUAAGUCUACUGAGCAACAAGGCGUGUCCCAACCAACUGUCCGACGUCGACAAAGAUGACUCAGACUACCAAAGAUACAGAUAUUACGUAAUAUACAUGUUACCGAACUUGCGGUUUCUGGAUUCCCGUCGGGUAUCGUCAGCGGAGAGGAAAGAAGCAGCGACGCGGGGCGAGUUUAUGCGUGUGCGAAGACCGCCGUCACAUGAAUUUAGCACUCCGUUCACACCUUCAUUGCAACCGAAACCUGCAAUGCGACCCUUGCCUUUGGACUUAGGUUCGUUAGGCAAACAUAGAGGGGCCUACGGUAAAUGCAGUUACAAGUACACAGGCAAGCAUUCGGAGGGUAACAGGUUCAUAUUGAAUAGUGAUUUAUAACAACAUUCCAAGACGCCAUAAUUAUUGUUAAUUCAAAAGUGCUAAUAGAAUAGUUAAGGUUAUUAGAUAAGUAAUGAUGCCAAAUUCCGACCAUAUUGAUAAGGAAAUUUAAAACCGUUUUGCAGAAUCAACAAGUUAAAAGUUGUUUUAAUUAAAUGCUGUAGUCAGCCAGUACUUAACCUGAUAUUCCAAGUCACGAGUUCACAUAGAAAUAGCUGAGCCGAUGAUAUAUUCAAAAGACCGAUUAAAAUUACUUUUGUUAAUUAAAAGUACUGAAGACUG